CAAUAAUAUACUUAGUAUCUCCUACAAGACUGGUUACUGUUAUAAAUCUUUGCAUAAGAUGAUAGAACUGACAGGCAGUACCUGUUCUCAUGGCACAGUCUCAGGUACCUACUGUGAUUUCUCUUAUGGUUUCUGUAUUUCAGCAAAUCCAUUAAUGUCUUCUGCCUCCAUAUUCUGUAGUGUGCCCUAACAGCACUGAUUUUCCAACUUUUUUGUGCACUUGAAUCAGGUUGGAGGAUGCAUGUUAAGGGCUCAGGAAAGUUAGCAAGCUCUUUCCCAUAGUGGUGCUACCCCUUGAACACUGCCCUGAAGUGAUCUUCUGUUAUCAUUCACCCUUCCCAAAUUCCAAAUGUUCAUGGAGCACCAAGGAAAGCUUUAGAUUUGAAUUCUCUCUCUUGAGUUGGCUUCAUGUCUUUCACAGUGGUGACAAGGUGGGCCAGCCAUGAGAGGGUACAUUGUGGCCAUAUUCCUGAGUGCUGUCUUCCUCUACUAUGUGCUGCAUUGUAUACUGUGGGGAACAAAUACCUAUUGGGUGCCACCUGUGGAAAUGAGGCAGAGAAACAAGAUCCAGCCCUGUUUAUCAAAGCCAGCGUUUGCCUCUCUUCUGAGGUUUCCUCAGCUUCACCCUUUUCUGUGUACAGCUGAUUUUAAAAAGAUUGCUGCCUUAUAUGGUAGUGAUAAGUUUGAUUUGCCCUACGGGAUAAAAACAACAGCGGAAUAUUUUCGACUUGCUCUUUCAAAACUGCAGAGUUGUGAUCUCUUUGAUGAGUCUGACAACGUGCCAUGUAAAAAGUGUGUGGUGGUUGGUAAUGGAGGAGUUUUGAAGAAUAAGACAUUAGGAGAAAAAAUUGACUCCUAUGAUGUAAUUAUAAGAAUGAAUAACGGUCCUGUUUUAGGGCAUGAAGAGGAAGUUGGGAGAAAGACAACCUUCCGACUAUUUUAUCCAGAAUCUGUUUUUUCAGAUCACAAUCACAACGAUCCCAACACCACAGCGAUUCUUGUAGCUUUUAAGCCACUUGAUUUAAAGUGGCUGAUGGAACUGUUGAUGGGUGGAAAAAUAAAUCCUAAUGGUUUUUGGAAGAAACCAGCCUUAAACUUGAUCUAUAAGCCAUAUCAAAUCAGAAUACUAGAUCCUCUCAUUAUGAGGACAGCUGCUUAUGAACUGCUUCAUUUUCCAAAAACAUUUCCCAAGAAUCAGAAACCCAAGCACCCAACAACAGGAAUUAUUGCCAUCACACUGGCAUUUCACAUAUGUCAUGAAGUUCACCUAGCUGGUUUUAAGUACAACUUUUCUGACCUCAAGAGCCCUUUGCACUACUAUGGGAAUGCCACCAUGUCUUUGAUGAAUAAGAAUGCAUAUCACAAUGUGACAGCUGAACAGCUCUUUUUGAAGGACAUUAUAGAAAAAAACUUUGUAAUCAACUUGACUCAAGAUUGACCAUAUGGACUCAGAAGAUAAACAGUAUUAGUUUUAUUUUUGUACUGCAAUCUUUAGUUUAUUUUUAAAUACGUUGAACUCGUGAAAUAAUUAUGUAUAUUGUCUGUUGCUGCCUGGUGAUUUAUAACCACCAGCUCUGUGAAUAUAUUUAUGAAAACCAAGAAAUAGUUAUCAGGGAAUUUAGUCAAG
Molecule: messenger RNA, 1627 nt
Organism: Perognathus longimembris pacificus (Pacific pocket mouse)
Lineage: Eukaryota; Metazoa; Chordata; Mammalia; Rodentia; Heteromyidae
Gene: St3gal6
Product: ST3 beta-galactoside alpha-2,3-sialyltransferase 6
Exons: 10
Coding region: 443-1438 (331 amino acids)
Biological process (GO): glycolipid biosynthetic process
Molecular function (GO): beta-galactoside alpha-2,3-sialyltransferase activity
Source: RefSeq, a predicted model, not a curated record